AUGGCCGAAGUCGGGCGCAAGCGCGUGCUUGAUGGCGAAGGCCCCCAACAUUCCGCCAAAGACGACCUUUUGACUUCGCUCAAAGACCUGGUCGAGACCGAGACCGACCGCAACCCUCACUUGUUAUCCAAGGACCCCCGCAUGGCGACUACGCUCAUCGAAGGCGCCGGAGAGCGCAUCAAUAUCUAUGGCAACAUCAUGAACACGGUCAGCUCUUUGCUCGACAACUUGAUCAAGGAGCAGGGCCUGCCCAAGAUGCGAGAGUACAGGGCUCUCGAGAUUGGUGCAGAAGCUGCUGCUGAAGAGGAACAGCGAGGAAGUAAGACCGAGGAGGAAUGGGCAGCCGAGGCCGAGACGCGGAGAAAAGAACGAGAAGCAAUCAGGGAGAAGGAGCUCGAGCAUCAGCGUCAGAUUGAGCGGGAAGAGAGGGCAAAGAAGGAGGAGCGGAAGCGGCGAGAGAAGGAGCAGGAUGAAGCCCGCGAGAAGGCAAGACAGGAAGAAAAGGAGCGGAGGCGCAAGGAGCGCGAGGAACGUGACCGCGCCGACGUUGAGCGCCGACGCAAAGAACGGGAGCGCAUCGACAAGGAGAGGGAAGAGGAGCGUGCGCGUCUCAAGAAGGAGAGAGAAGAGCACGACGCCACCCGCGAGGCCCGUCUCCAGAGGAUUCGCGAUGAAGAUGCUCAACGAGUUCGAGAGCUAGAAGAGAAACUCGAGCGAGAGCGCGCAGUCGGACACCUGAACGAGACCGGUCACGCGAUCGACGCCGUGUUCGCGAUAGAAGUCGGCGAAGGACCUUCUGUCAAGCCAGAGGACAUCAAGGUCGAUGACGAUUUGGCUUUGCAGCUCCUACUACAGGAGAGCGAGCAAAUGAAGAAGUCUCGACAACGACCCGCCCUGGAACGAUCAGAAUCGCUCGAGCCUCCCAUGCGCAGAGCACAGCCACCUAAGUCGCUUGUACCACGCGACCCUGUUGCUACUCGACUUGCGAAGCUUGACAGCAAAUCGCAAUCGCCUGCACCAUCGCCAGAGAAAGAGCCAGCGACACCCAAAGGAGACGGAGACGUCGAAAUGGAAGAUGCUCCGCAGACAGACAAAUCGCGAGACACGACUUCCCGAUCUCGAUGGGACAUUAGGCCUGCCCUACCGACAAAGGACGACAAGUCGCGCGGCCGCUCGAGGUCUCCCAGCAUCGCGCAUAGCACGCCAAAACUCGUUCGCCAUCUCGAGGCAGUCGUUACGAUCGUCGACCAUCUCGCAUCGAAGAUGAUCGCAGGUCUCGCAGAGAUGAUGACAGACAUUCUUACCGUCCACGCGACGAUCGAGACGACAGGCGAUCGCGCCGCGGAAGUCGGAGUCGUUCUCGCGAAACUGCCAGCCGUCGCAAGUCCCGCUAUGAUUCGCGAAGCCCACCUCCCAGAAACCGCGACCAGGACCGUCGCCGUGAUCGCAGCCGCUCACGUUCGCGUGGAGGACGCCGAGCUCGUGAACGUACCCCGCCGCCACGUCGCCGUCACAAUUCGCGCUCGAGGAGUCCGGACGGCAUCGACAGAUAUGUGCCUCCAGGUGGAGUCGCCGAAGCUGCAACCGCAGAUGGUGCUGCUCCCGUUCCUGCUGCCGGAGCUCCUGCGGCAACCACUGAGCCUCGCAAUGCUGAGCCUCGCAAUGCUGAGCCUCGCAAGCGUGACGACAGCCGCGACCGAGAUCGAGACCGUGACCGCAAGCGUGAUGACAGCCGUCCCCGAAAGCGCGACGAUAGCCGACCGCGGAAACGAGAUGACUCUCGCGACCGCAACAGGAGCUACCGAUCUCGCGAGUAUGAUCGCUGGGAUGGUGGCCGAUCUCGGGCAAACCGAUUUGACGAAUCAGAUCGGUAUAUCCCUGGAGGCGGCGGUGGUGACAAGAAGUCUGACAAGAAGACGAGGGAUCGGAGUCGAAGCCGUGAUAGAGACAGGGAUAGGGAUCGUGGUAGGGAUGAUCGUGAUAGGCGAAGGCGUGUGA
Parastagonospora nodorum SN15 is the source of this 1998-nucleotide messenger RNA. RefSeq lists its product as hypothetical. The coding region runs from base 1 to 1998 and encodes 665 amino acids. The transcript is spliced from 5 exons. The record is from RefSeq and is a predicted model, not a curated record. Lineage: Eukaryota; Fungi; Ascomycota; Dothideomycetes; Pleosporales; Phaeosphaeriaceae.